GCACAUGUACUUGUUGACUAAUCACGUGCUGUUCGGCACAAGUAGCUUUCCUCCAUUCCCAGGCAUUUUAAAAGGGACUGUUGGAAUGAACACGAUUGGACUUUUGGGAUGUUUAAUACUCCCGCGGACGUCUUUCAAGGAAGUCCCUGCCUCACGGCAACUUGAGUAUGCCAACACUAACAGCCCCUCACUGGACAGAGACACAAGGCAGCUCAUCGGCCGCUUUCUCGGCGACUUCACUGGGCUGUCCGAGGCUGGAUGGGUGGCAAGCAAAGCCCAGUCUUCAAUGAAAAGGGUCGUAACAAGACUGGUGGACAAGCACAGGUUCAAAUACAAUGGCAUCAUCAACCAGCUGUCAUUGGACCAAAGAGGCUAUGACUUGGCCUUCAUCGGCGAAGUGGCCCAUAGUCUGUUCGCGGACGGGACUACCACCUGGGGUCGCAUCGCCAGCCUGGUGGCGUUUGGCGCCGUGGUAUCCCAGUACCUGAAGGAGAAGGGGCGAGCCUGCUGUGUGGAGACGGUGGCCCAGGAGAUCUCCACCUACCUGCUGUCACACCAGCGCACCUGGCUGAUGGAGCACAACUCCUGGGACGGCUUCGUACAAUUCUUCCAGGAAGCUGAUUCAGAGCGUGCUGUGAAGAAUGCCCUUUUGACCUUUGUUGGACUGGCCAGUAUUGCUGCUGCGCUGGUGCGCUUGUUUCAGUGAACUCUGUGAACCCUUACCCUGCCACCUUCAUUGUGCUGCACGUUUGUGUGCCCUUUUCUCUUAUGUAAAUAGUUUGACCAUUUACUUGGAGAGAUGUUUACCUUCAGUACUAUUUGAAAUUUUACACUGAAGCUAUAUCAAAAUGAUCUUUUAUUCCCAAAAUGUUUAACAAUGACCUCAUUGGUCCUGCUUUUGUUUUAAAAAGCUCAUUUUAUGUACUCAUCGCACUUUUUUUCUAUUGUUUCAUCAGAUUUGUUUUGCACUAAAUCUAACUUAAGAUGCUUUUUUUUUUUGCCUUUUACCCACAAUACAGUGAAACCUCGGUUAGCGUCCGACCCAGUUAGCGAUUACUGUAAUUGUCCGCCACCAAAAUUUUGCCUCUGUUUGCGUGCAGUUUUUCAGUUUCGGCUCAUGUCUUGUCGUGUUAUGAAUGCACUGCACUUCUUAAUGUAUGAAUGUAUUCAUCGUCCUUUUUAGCAUCCUUACCUUGCUAACAAAAUAGCACCCGGAACCGCAAGUCAGCUCCGUCUGUCAUCAGUGGUUGUCUCACAAAAAUGUUAACACAAAACACGUUUUUAUCAUUUUUACAUGCGAAAACCAAUUCUUUCAAUACAAAUAAAUGAUGAAUGAAAGGGAGAAAUUAACAUUUCCAGGUGACUUCUACCUUCUUCGAAGACGUGACUAUUACCAAUGACGCUAUGCGGCAACAAGAUCAACUCGGACACCAUUUUCCUGUUUUGUCUUGAGUUAUUGUUUUGAAUUCAAUAGUGUUUCUCACCUUCUUUAUCAAAAUGCUGCCAAUUGCAACUUUCUUUGGCUUCAUUUUGGGCUAUUGAGGUGAGAAACAUUAUUGAAUUCCAGAAAUAACUCAAGGCAAAACAGGAAGGUGGUGCCCGUGUUGAUUUUGCUGCCACACAUUGUUUUUGGGAACAGUCGCAUCGAUCACAAUAAGGGUUACUUAAAUGUUUAUUUAUCCUUUUCAUUCUUCAUUUAUAUGUAUUCGUUUGCAUUUGUAAUUGUUUUCUGCAUGUAAAACUAUAAUUAACAAUAAAAACCUGUUUUGUGUUAACAAUUUUUGCUUUCUGGAACGGAUUAAGUGGAUUUACAUUCUUUUUAAUGGGGAAAAUUUGAUUUAGUUAGCCUCUGUUUUGGUUAAAGUCAGACCUUCUGGAAGGAAUUAAUCACACUAACCAAGGUUCCACUGUGUAUUUUCUAAUGUGUGUUAAACUUGAAUUGAUCCAAUUAUUACUGUGAAUUUUGUUUUACCUUCGAAUGAAUGAAUG
Dunckerocampus dactyliophorus (ringed pipefish) is the source of this 1989-nucleotide messenger RNA. RefSeq names its product induced myeloid leukemia cell differentiation protein Mcl-1 homolog. The record is from RefSeq and is a predicted model, not a curated record. Gene Ontology annotation, molecular function: protein homodimerization activity; protein heterodimerization activity; channel activity. Lineage: Eukaryota; Metazoa; Chordata; Actinopteri; Syngnathiformes; Syngnathidae. Gene Ontology annotation, cellular component: mitochondrial outer membrane. Gene Ontology annotation, biological process: intrinsic apoptotic signaling pathway in response to DNA damage; positive regulation of apoptotic process; release of cytochrome c from mitochondria. The coding region runs from base 5 to 706 and encodes 233 amino acids. The transcript has 3 exons.